AUGGGCAAUGGGUCUUUGGAUAAGCACAUCUUUACACGAGGACAAGGGACUUCUCUUGAUUGCAAAGAAGUGUACGAGAUUGCUCUUGGAGUGGCUAGAGGGAUUGAGUAUCUUCAUCGAGGUUGCGACAUGCAAAUUCUACACUUUGAUAUUAAACAUCACAACAUUCUUCUUGAUAGGGAUUUCACCCCAAAAAUUUCCGACUUUGGGCUCGCGAGAUUGUAUCCCACGGACUACAACACCGUGUCUCUAACUGCUGCGAGAGGAACCUUGAGAUACAUGGCUCCGGAGUUAGUCUACAGGAACCUCAGGGGCAUCUCUUACAAAGCUGAUGUCCACAAUGUUAGGAAAUUGUCGAUGGAAAUGGCCAGUAGAAGGAAGAAUCUAGAUGCAUAG
This is a messenger RNA of Syzygium oleosum, 396 nucleotides long. Its product is annotated as rust resistance kinase Lr10-like. The record is from RefSeq and is a predicted model, not a curated record. The coding region runs from base 1 to 396 and encodes 131 amino acids. Gene Ontology annotation, molecular function: protein kinase activity; ATP binding. Lineage: Eukaryota; Viridiplantae; Streptophyta; Magnoliopsida; Myrtales; Myrtaceae. Gene Ontology annotation, biological process: protein phosphorylation. The transcript has a single exon.